Caretta caretta (loggerhead turtle) is the source of this 4401-nucleotide messenger RNA. It is a transcript of the gene ZFP64, whose product is annotated as ZFP64 zinc finger protein. Lineage: Eukaryota; Metazoa; Chordata; Testudines; Cheloniidae. The record is from RefSeq and is a predicted model, not a curated record. Gene Ontology annotation, cellular component: nucleus. Gene Ontology annotation, biological process: positive regulation of transcription by RNA polymerase II.
GAGCCGAGCCGGGGCCCGGGCAGGCCCCGAAACCUGAGUAGCGCAAGAAGCGGGCGGGAGCCAAGCCCGGGAACGUGGCUCGGGGAGGAACGCGGGGGAGAGCAGCCAGCGGGCUGGGCGGGCUGCCCCGCCGCGCAGCGGGGGCUGGGGGCGGCCGCGGAGAGAGGCUCCCCGGGCGGCCCCGCUUCGGAGUUCCCCCGUCGGGCCGGGGCCUGGGCGAGCAGCAGGUGCCGCCGCCCCAGGCGGGGAGCCGGGGCGCAGCGAGGGGCCGGUCCUCGGAGAGAAGGCGGGCGGCGGCCAGAGCCAUCAGCCGCCGCUCAGCGCAGGAGGGCGGACCGCAGCGGGUCCCGGGCUCCGACGCCCCGCCCAGGAAGAAGCCCCUUCUUCCCGGCAGCGGGCGAGAGGCGCUGCCCGGCGGAGAUCGACUCUGGACUAUCCAUGUUCAUUAAGGACCCAUCCACCCACAAUUGGAGCACUGGGCAAGGGGCUACAUUUUCUGGGAAAGCUCCCCAGGUGCAUAGGGCAAGCCCCCGAGCUUAAUGCAAGGAGCAAUGGUGUAGGUCCGUUGGUCCAGUUCACAAAGGCAUUUUGCAGUAGUGCAAGCCUCCUGGCUGUGAGAGUGUCACUGCGCAGCAUGCAAAGAUGCAAGUUCCCAGAGCGCAACUGUCAUUUCCAGGAGGCACCACUGUCCUAGUGGAGCUCACCCCAGAUAUCCACAUUUGUGGCAUUUGCAAGCAGCAGUUCAAUAACCUCGAUGCCUUCGUUGCUCACAAGCAGAGCGGCUGCCAGCUGAUCAGUGCAAAUGGAACUACUAGUACAGUCCAGUUUGUUUCAGAAGAAACUGUGCCAUCAACACAGACUCAAACCACAACCAGAACAAUCACUUCAGAGACUCAGACCAUCACAGUUUCUGCUCCAGAGUUUGUUUUUGAGCAUGGCUACCAAACGUAUCUGCCCAGUGAGAGCCGUGAACCUCAGACUGCUGCUGUUGUCUCUCCAUCAUCAAAAACGCGUUCCAGAAAAUCCACUACUGCAGUUGUCCAAAAGAAAUUGAACUGCUGCUAUCCAGGUUGCCAAUUCAAGACAUCCUAUGGUAUGAAAGAUGUGGAACGUCAUUUAAGAACACACACAGGAGAUAAGCCCCAUAAAUGUGAGGUGUGUAGCAAGUGCUUCAGUCGCAAAGAUAAGCUGAAGAUGCACAUGCGUUCCCAUACUGGGGUGAAACCUUACAAGUGUAAACACUGUGACUAUGCAGCUGCUGACAACAGCAGUCUCAACAAGCACCAGCGCAUCCACUCAAAUGAGCGUCCUUUUAAAUGCCAGAUCUGUCCUUAUGCGAGCCGCAACUCUAGCCAGCUUACUGUCCAUCUCAGAUCCCAUACUGGAGAUGCUCCGUUUCAGUGUCGGAUGUGUAGUGCUAAAUUUAAAAUCAACUCGGACUUGAAGAGGCACAUGCGUGUGCACUCUGGAGAGAAGCCAUACAAAUGUGAGUUCUGUGAUGUCCGCUGUGCCAUGAAAGGGAACCUGAAAUCGCACAUCCGUAUCAAGCACAGCAUGGAGAACACGCUCAAGUGUCCAGAGUGCGAGUUCCAGUGCGGAAACAAAACAACCCUUCGGCAUCACUUAAGAGCCCAUCAGCCUGAGCAGCCAGUGAAGUGCUCAAAAUGCAACUACUCUUGCUCUAACAAGGCAGCUCUCAAGGUGCACGAGAGAAUUCACUGCGAGGAUCGCCCUUUCAAAUGUGACUUUUGUAGCUUUGAUACCAAGCAGCGGAGCAAUCUGACCACGCACGUGAAGAAAGCCCAUGGAGACAAAGUCAAGAUCAAAAAGCAAACUACUGAGAAGAAAGAGGGAGAUAAGUUAAAGCAGGGCAGCUCCAGGCAAGUAGCCAAAUUGGAUGCUAAGAAAGCAUUUAAAUGUGGCCUGUGUGAGGCUUCCUUUGUCCGAGAAGAUUCUCUUAGGAGCCAUAAGAAACAGCACAGAGAGUAUAAUGGGACCAAAAGUACUGAACUGGCUGUAUUGCAGUUGCACAUGGACCCCAGUAGGCAGACCAGUGCCCCAAUCACUGUAAGUCACCUUCAAGUCCCCAUUCAAGCCACUCAGGUUUCUCCUUACAAUGAAGGAAGGGUCAAGAUCAUUGCUGGCCAUCAAGUGCCUCAAGCUAAUGGAACAGUUCAGGCUGCUUCAGUGAAUGUUAUGCCUCCCACAUUAGUUGGCCAGAAUCAGGAGGACCUAUCUGCGAGUAGCCAGUUGCAAAUACUGCGCCAAGUCAGUCUACUGGCACCGCCUCAUCCCCCUAUUUCUCAAAGCGAAGCUGUGUCAGUGGGGCAGCCGGCCGUUCUUCUCACUGCCCAGGACCAAAGUGACAGCAAUGCUCUCCACCAGACUUUGAUUUCUGCUGCUUCAGUCAGUAGUCACAGGGCUUCAGCAAGCCAGACUUUCAUCAAUGAUUCUGGAAUCAGCUGCUCUGACUUGGAAGGGCUCAAUGCUUUGAUUCAGGAAGGGGCAACGGAAGUGGCUGUGGUUAGUGAUGAAGGUCAGAGUAUCUCUGUGUCCACUUCAGCUCCCCCUCCUCCCAUCUUUUCCUCAUCCUCUCACACACAAGCACCUAAGCAGACCUACUCCAUCAUUCAAAGUGAAGCCCAUACAGCUUCGCUGUGUCCUGCAGACUCCAUACCAGAUUAGUUUUAAAAAACUAGCGCAAAUUCCACCCUGGAUUGCCUUGUGAAGCCUUGGAGUCAGUGGGAUUUUCAUGACACUUAGUGAGGGCCAGUUUUUCAGGAGUCCUAAGAUUGGCCUCUAAAGUUCCAUUUGCACCACUUUGCACAUGUAGUCGUAUGUUGCAUUCUCACAUACUCAUACAGUGGCUUGCACAUGAGGGUGUGCACAAUUACAUGUAUUGGAAACUAGAGGCUUCAGUCUUUGAAAAAUGUGAACCUGAAUAUCAAAGCAACUGUUUAAAAUUUCACUUUUAAAAAAACUUCCCAGAGCAGGAUUUACUUUGCGCAGCAAAUGUCUUAUUUAAACAAAAUAGCUUUUUUUUAAUCAGAUGCAAAGAACAUCUCGCUUUAAGAUACCAUCCCCUGUGGAAAAAUUUGAGGGCAGGUCUAUAUUACAGGGGAAAGUCGAUCUAAGCUAUGCAAUUUGAGUUACGUUAGUAGCGUAACUCAAGUCGACACGUAGCUUAGAUCUGCUUUCACAGGGUGGGGGUCCAAACUACGCUAUGUCAACAGGAGACGCUCUCCUGUAGACUUCCCCUACUCUUUUCCAUCUGGUGCAGUACUGGAGUCGACAGGAGAGCAAUCUGCGGUCAAUUUAGCGGGUCUUCAUGAGACCCGCUAAAUUGACCCCUGAUGUAUCGAUUGCCACAGCGUGGAUCCACUGGUAAGUGGAGACAAGCCCUGAGCAAGGUGGCUUUGUACAACGAACCAAAACAGUUGUUCAGAGACCCAUUAACACCUAGCCAGCCUGUCCCAAACCUCCUCUUGCAGGUUACUAUAGGACCUACCCUGUAGCUGUGCUCUACUGCAUAUAAGCCCUGAUCAGGCAAAGUAUUUAAACAUAUGAGUAGCCCCAUUGUUUUAAGUGGAACUACUCUCAUGCUUAAAAUUGAACACGUGCUUAGGUUCUUUGCUGGAUUGGGGCUGUGAUGGGAGCACCCUCUGUGGUUAAUCUGUCUGUUGCUAACAUAGUACAGCAGUGGUUCUACUUUUUGGACUUUGUACAUGGUACCAAUAAUUUCCCCAAAACAAACGUCUGUUCAUUUUUUUAUUACUUGUUAGACAAUUCAAACUACUGGACAUAAUUCUAAUAGAAUUUCGUAUUAUCUAGGUGCUACUAUUUAGAUGAUAAAAAAUUAACAGUAUAUUAAACAACAUUAAGAAUUAAGGGCCCUAGUCCUUCAACUGCUUAUGGAUUUGCUUAACUUCACUUGAAUAGCCCCACUGAAGUGUUUGCAGGAUUGGGGUCUAAAUUUGUAAAUGUUGAUUUUUUUUUUCAUUUAGAUUCAGAACCAGACUAAUCAGGAUGAAUUGGAGCCAGAUUUUCAAAAGUGCUCAGCACACGGCAGCUCCUAAUGUGACAGUUCUCACCAGACUUUUCCAAAAUGCUCAGAGCCCUUCUGGCUGAGUUUUUUUAAAAAAAAAAAAAUCUGGUCACUGAUUUCUAAUUACAGGAAAAGUCUAUUGAAGUCAGUAGGAAUUGGGGGCACUUAGCACUGUGGUUGAGACGCUCAUGCAGAAUCAGGCCCCAAAGUAUUUCUGUUAAAAUAAUAGGCUGUUGUCUGUGUGUUGGUGAUAUUUUGUGUCAUAACAGACUUUUUAUGCAAAUCAUGUAUACAGCACGAUGCUCUGUAUCAGAAGGGUCCUUAAAAAAAAAAUACAAUAUAUUUUUCCAAAUACA